AUGUGGGUCCCAUCUGCCCUCAAACCCCAAGACCAUCCCUUCCUGGUGGUCCCCACGAACAACUUGGAAGAGUGGAGAAAAGAAGCAUAUUUCAAAAAGAAGGAAGGAGAAAGAAGGUUCAGAGUUAAGAAAAGAGAGUGUGGUUUUGUUGUUGAUCGAUGUGGUGGUAGGCUGCAGGCUUCGUCAAAAGGAAAACAGAGUAAGAGAGAAAAAGAAGAAGAGGCCAAAAAAAAACAAAAGGGGAUAAACACAAACAACGGAAGAGGUGCAUUUUAA
Molecule: messenger RNA, 276 nt
Organism: Oldenlandia corymbosa var. corymbosa
Lineage: Eukaryota; Viridiplantae; Streptophyta; Magnoliopsida; Gentianales; Rubiaceae
Source: the annotation of a GenBank genome assembly